Paraglomus brasilianum is the source of this 507-nucleotide messenger RNA. Lineage: Eukaryota; Fungi; Glomeromycota; Glomeromycetes; Paraglomerales; Paraglomeraceae. The record is from the annotation of a GenBank genome assembly.
AUGGACUUGCGACCUGAAAGCCUCCUUCCCUCCCACAACGUCGAAACGUUUGCAACUUCUUUGACUGCCUCCAUAUCAUCCAUAAUAUCUGAUCAAGGACCUCCUUCUGGGCUGUAUUUUCUUACUGGCAGUGCUACGAGUAGUAGUGCCAGCAUUAAUGCACAAAGUCCAGAAAUAGCCUUGAGAGAUAUGGCAAAGAAAGGUGGGAAGCAAGAUGAGACCACGGAAGAUAUAGAGAGCUGUACUCGAUAUCUAAUGAACGACACUUCACUUGGCUUAUAUCGUAUCACUGACUAUAUUCAUAAAAAGCUACCUCAAAUAGUGGAGGAAAAGAAGGGUAUGAAAACCAUUGCUAAUGAAGUAAAUAUAGCCAAUUCAAACGCAAGGGAUUCAUCAGGCAUAGUCAAGUCAAUGCAGAAUAUACCUUCUGUUGAUAACAUAAGCGAGAUGUUGAAAACAACGAUCGGUAUUCUGGAAAAAGCAAAAAAGGAUAAGCAAUCAAAAUAA